UUUAAAACAGCUUGUUUUCAGCUUCUUCUCAGCAGCUUUUCAGGAACACAAUGGAUUUCUUGAUGUUUUCAGCAACAACUUGGACCUUAAUUGCUUUCUCUGUCACCCUGUUGUUAUUGUACGGAACCUGGCCAUUUAAGUUUUUUAAAAAGAUAGGGGUAUCUGGACCAAAACCACUUCCUUUUAUGGGAAGCCUUUUGGGUUUCUCAAAGGGACUGCUUCUAUUUGACCGUGAAUGCCACGCCAAGUAUGGGGAUGUCUGGGGUUUGUUUGAAGGGCGAACCCCAUUGUUGAUGAUUGCUGACCCUGAGAUGAUCAAAACCAUAUUGGUUAAGGAGUGCUACUCUACCUUUACAAACCGCAGGAUUAUAAUUGGUGAUGGAGGACCUUUGGAUGACGCAGUCACAUCAGUGAAAGAUGAAAGGUGGAGACGAAUCCGCAGCACAAUAUCUCCAUGUUUCACCAGUGGAAGAUUAAAACAGGUUUUCCCUUUAGUUGUUCAAUUUGUAGACAGGCUUAUGGAAAAACUCGGACGUAUGGAUCUGGAAGAGCCCAUUGAUGUUAAGAAGUUUGUUGCACCGUACAGCUUGGAUGUGGUGACCAGUGCUUCCUUUAGUGUGGAGAUCGACUCUAUAAACAACCUCGAUGACCCUGUUCAUGCUCACUUGCAGAAGAUUAUGAACUUCAGAUUUUGGCCUUUUCUUUUAAUGUCGAUCUUUCCCUUUGGGCGUCAUCUUCUGAAGCUCUUCAAAGUUGAGCUGAUGCCCAAAGCCAGUUUGGACUUUUUCUAUGACAUCAUUAAGAAAUUUAAAGACCAGCACACUUCAGAGGAAUCAACUCGGGGGGACUUCCUGCAGGUCAUGAUCCAGAAUGAGAUCCCAGAAUCUGACAUAAAGAGCGAACAUGAACAGCCGAGUAAAGGUUUGACUGAACAUGAGAUCCUCUCCCAGGCUCUGACCUUCAUCUUCGGUGGCUAUGAGACAACCAGCACCACUCUCUCUUUCACCCUUUACAACCUGGCAACAAAUCCUGAUGUUAUGCAGACCUUACAGAAAGAAAUUGAUGCCUGUCUGCAGAAGAAUACCUCCAUCUCCUAUGAGGACCUGAACGAUCUGGAGUACCUGGAGCAAGUUUUCUGUGAGUCACAGCGCUUAGUUCCAACUGCGCCUCGACUUGAGAGACUCUGCAAAAAUACGGUGCAAAUUCAUGGUCUCACCAUCCCAGAGGGAACAUUGAUUGGGAUUCCAGUGCAUUUGUUGCACAUGGAUCAACGAUACUGGAGCUCACCAGAAAUGUUCAAACCAGAGAGAUUCAGUAAGGAGAAUGAGAAGGAUCUGAACCCAUACGCUUACAUGCCGUUUGGCCUCGGCCCUCGUAACUGUGUGGGGAUGAGAUAUGCCAUCCUGGUCAUGAAGAUGCUCAUCGUUCGCAUCCUGCAGAAUUACACCAUGGAAACAUGCAGAGAUACAGUGAUCCCGAUUCAGUUUGAUUGGAAGUUCCAGCCACUGAAGCCUAUAAUGCUGAAGUUUGUACCAAGAAAACAAUGAUUGAUGAGACAAUACGUAUAAUUGAAAUCCAGCUUGGCAUUAAGUAUAUAAUUCAUUCUUUGA
Molecule: messenger RNA, 1610 nt
Organism: Cyprinodon tularosa
Lineage: Eukaryota; Metazoa; Chordata; Actinopteri; Cyprinodontiformes; Cyprinodontidae
Product: cytochrome P450 3A40-like
Exons: 13
Coding region: 51-1547 (498 amino acids)
Molecular function (GO): iron ion binding; heme binding; steroid hydroxylase activity
Source: RefSeq, a predicted model, not a curated record